AAUUUUGUUUUGGAUAUUAUAUUCCAUUAAUAUACUCUUCAUUCAUAAAACCAAAGAGGCCAAUCUUGUGUGAUAAUUCCCUCCAAAUUAAAGUCUUUCAUUUUUUCAUAUCAAAUGACAGUUUUUUUUUUUCUCAAGAAAACUAUGCAUUUUCAGUAUCUAAUUUUCUUGGCUAGUUUUGGAGUGUAUUUUGUUCUUUGUGCUGCUGAAUUUCCAUAUCUCAAACAAUCUGUGAAAGCUGAUGGCUCUCUUAGUUUUCUAGUGGUUGGAGAUUGGGGGAGGAAAGGGCUCUAUAAUCAAUCCGAUGUCGCCUUUCAGAUGGGAAAGAUAGGAGAGAAGCUAAAUAUUGAUUUUGUAAUAUCAACUGGUGACAAUUUCUAUGACGAUGGGCUCAAAGGUGUAGAUGAUCCUGCAUUUUAUGAUUCAUUCGUCAAUAUUUAUACAGCUCCUAGCUUGCAAAAGACGUGGUACAAUGUGUUGGGAAACCAUGACUACAGGGGUGAUGUAGAGGCGCAAUUAAGUCCAGUCCUUAGAGAAAAGGACGAAAGAUGGUUUUGUUUGAGAUCUUAUGUUCUUGAUGCAGAAAUUGUGGAAUUUUUCUUCAUAGACACCACCCCCUUUGUUGACGACUAUUUUACACACCCAAAAGAUCACACUUAUGACUGGAAAGGUGUCUUGCCAAGGGACAAAUAUCUCAACGAUCUCUUAAAGGAUUUGGAUUUGGCAUUAAGUAGGUCUACUGCAAAAUGGAAGAUGGCGAUUGGUCACCAUACGAUUAAAAGUGCUGGACAUCAUGGUAUUAUUACAGAGCUUGCUGAACAAUUAACUCCAAUACUUCAGGAACGUAAUGUUGAUUUUUACAUUAAUGGCCAUGAUCACUGCUUGGAACGCAUUGGAAGCAUAGACAGCAACUUAGAAUUUUUAACAAGCGGAGGCGGAUCCAAAGCAUGGAGGGGAGAUAUUAAAUGGUGGAAUCCUGAGGAAUUGAAAUUUUAUUAUGAUGGACAAGGAUUUGUUUCAGUUGAAUUGAACAAAUUAGAAGCUGAGUUUGUGUAUUACGAUGUUUUUGGAAAUGUCUUACACAAAUUCAAAGUGUCAAAGGACUCUUAUUUAGCUAGUCAAUAGCUAGGGGUAAAUGUUACAUAAGAGCAAGAUGAAUAUCGAAAUUAAAGUGUAUUUUAGUGUAUUAUUGAUUGUUUUCUAUGUAAUCUGAUAGAGAUAGGAAUGAUUAUUGUGUACAAUAUGUUUCUUGCUUGCAUGUUUUAUUAUUUUUAA
Nicotiana tabacum (common tobacco) is the source of this 1275-nucleotide messenger RNA. RefSeq names its product purple acid phosphatase 8. NCBI's taxonomy places the organism in Eukaryota, Viridiplantae, Streptophyta, Magnoliopsida, Solanales, Solanaceae. Gene Ontology annotation, molecular function: acid phosphatase activity. The record is from RefSeq and is a predicted model, not a curated record.